AUGGCGUUGGUUAUACCUAGGGGUGGCUCCAUAGUCCGCAAGAGACUCAUUACACUCUUGCUAACAUUGAGUACAGUUGCAUUCUGCGGAUAUGUCCAUCAUCAAGUCAGUCUCAAGGUCAAGAACCCAUACAUAGACGAAUACUUCCAUAUCCGCCAGUGCCAGAAGUACUGCCAACAUAAAUUCCACGAAUGGGACAACAAGAUCACAACUCCACCAGGGUUGUACGUAUUGGGGUUCUUAUACACGAAUGCCAUUCAGAAGCUUUCUGGGGCAGAAUCGAACUACUAUUGUGGAAACUACGAUAUCUUGAGAUCAGUGAAUUUACUAGGUUUCUUUGCUCUUUUGGCAAUUGCUCAUCGUUUCAAGAAAUCUUAUGGAAACCAAUACCUUUCGAUCAACAUAGCGUCCCAGCCGUUGCUAUUCACCUACUAUUUCUUGUUCUAUACUGACAUAUGGUCAACAGUAUUUGUAGUGCUAGCACUUACAAUUGUCAUGUCCAAACCUGUGAGAGACUACCAGGCUUAUUGCAGUGGAUUACUUGGUUUGUUGAGUUUGUGGUUCAGACAAACAAAUAUCGUUUGGGUCGCCUUCAUUCUUGCUGUACUUGUGGAAAGAAGUGUAGUCAGAAAAAGAGGCGAGAGUCCUAACUUCUUGGCUCAGACACUGCUGUUCAUAUCUCUGUUCUUUAAGAACUGGUUCAAGAUAAUUCCAUUCGUAAUAAAUGCUGUGCUCUUUGCGAUUUUUCUCAAGAUCAAUGGUGGUAUUACCUUUGGCGAUAAAGAGAAUCACGAAAUCCAAUUGCACGUGGUUCAAGUCUUUUACUGUUUCACAUUUAUUGUUCUCUUCACUUGGCCAGUAUGGUUUGAUGUUCAUUGUUUGAAGAGAUACCUCAAAUUUGUCUUUGUUCAAAACUAUGGUCUUAAUUUCGGUUUGAAUGUGGUGAGUUUGUGUGCUAUAAAAUACGUCAUAGACAAUUUUACUGUUGUCCAUCCAUUCUUGUUGGCUGAUAAUAGACAUUAUACAUUCUACAUAUUCAAGCGACUCAUUAGCCAUCCAAAGAGUUACAUCAUAGCUGUGCCAUUAUACCACUUUGCAACCUAUUCUAUAAUUAGUUCAUUGUCCCAAAGUGAUAAGAUCAACAUGAGAUUUGUCACCAUUGUGUGCUACUUGGCCGCAGUGUGCUUGACUAUCAUUCCUUCGCCAUUAUUUGAACCACGAUACUACAUUGUUCCAUUGGUGAUAUUCAGACUCUUCAUAAAGCCUGUCAACACAAAGAGACACUACUUGGAGUUUAUUUGGUUAAACACUAUAAACGUUGUUACUACAUUAGUAUUCUUAAACUAUGAGUUUACAUGGGCAAGUGAGCCGGGUAGCAUUCAGAGAAUAAUAUGGUAA
Molecule: messenger RNA, 1398 nt
Organism: Scheffersomyces stipitis CBS 6054
Lineage: Eukaryota; Fungi; Ascomycota; Pichiomycetes; Serinales; Debaryomycetaceae
Gene: DIE2
Product: dolichyl-P-Glc:Glc(2)Man(9)GlcNAc(2)-PP-dolichol alpha-1,2- glucosyltransferase
Exons: 1
Coding region: 1-1398 (465 amino acids)
Biological process (GO): dolichol-linked oligosaccharide biosynthetic process; protein N-linked glycosylation
Cellular component (GO): endoplasmic reticulum
Molecular function (GO): dolichyl pyrophosphate Glc2Man9GlcNAc2 alpha-1,2-glucosyltransferase activity
Source: RefSeq, a predicted model, not a curated record